AUGGUUGGACGAGAAGUAGAAGCCGCGACAAUUCCUUCGUCGUUUCUCAGUUCCUUCGCUUCUUUUACGUCCGGAAGCAAGUUCAAAUUUCCUGUCAAAACCUCACUUUCUGUCAAAUUUUGCUGGAGAAGACCCACCACUACCUCCGCCGCUUCUUCUCCCUCAAAUGGAACUGCGUCUUGCAAAUCAAAUUCGAAUGCUUUCCGGAAGAGAGUGCUUAUAUGGCAAUGGCGUCGUUUCUCCUCUCUCAUGGCACCAAUUAUCCUGUUGCUGCUCAGCAUUGAGUAUCAUUUCAGUUUCUCUCCUUGCAGGAAAAAAUCUCUCAUAUUUUUCUCCAUUAUUUAUCACUGGGGUGCUAGAGGCCAUUUCUACAGACCUGUUGAUGAACAUAUACAUAGUGGGUUUGAAUCAGCUUAUAAAAAUUAUGAAAAUAUACCCCAAUCUGGAGAGGGCUCAGUGAAGGAAUGCAAGCCAACUAGGAAAGAUGGAGAUGGUGAAGAUCAUCCUUACGGGGGUAUUAUUACAGCAGAGAAUAGAAACCAGGAUUCCCUAUUCUAUGAGUUCAGUGAUAGCAUAUGUAAAAUCCGGUCUUGCGGUUGUCGAUUGGGAUGGAAACCUGAUCAAAAGGGUGUUCAUAUAAGAAAAAUUGGUCCCAGUGCUCUAAAAUUCAAAAUUUUGAAACCAUCUGAUGUUAUCCUUAGCUUUGAUGGGAUUGAUAUUGCCAAUGAUAUGGAACAGGGACGUUUAAGGAAUGGAGAGGAUAAAUCCAGAAGGUUUUUCAAGGAGUUGAGUGAAGAGGAAAGAGAUAAUGCCGAGAAAUUGAUGGAUUAUCAAGUGCUUAAGCAUUAG
This is a messenger RNA of Fraxinus pennsylvanica, 849 nucleotides long. The record is from the annotation of a GenBank genome assembly. NCBI's taxonomy places the organism in Eukaryota, Viridiplantae, Streptophyta, Magnoliopsida, Lamiales, Oleaceae.